Guillardia theta CCMP2712 is the source of this 1230-nucleotide messenger RNA. RefSeq lists its product as hypothetical. The record is from RefSeq and is a predicted model, not a curated record. Lineage: Eukaryota; Cryptophyceae; Pyrenomonadales; Geminigeraceae. Bases 1 to 1230 code for a protein of 409 amino acids. The transcript has a single exon.
AUGGCGCGCAGCGGGGUAGGAUUCAUGGCUGGAGUAGUCGUUGGCGUCAUCGUUAUGGCGAGGCUAGGGCCCCGUGAGGGUGAGUCAGCUCUCCAUGAGCCUGAGGCUUCCUCGCGUCUGUAUCCGAUCAACCAGACGGGAUCAAACACGUCACAUAGCUCAUCUCCAUCCAUGGCAGCGGAGGUGCUCGAUGCAGAAUCGGCUCAGAAUAAGAGCUUGCCUCUAGAUAAGACAAGGUUGACUACUCUGCUGGCCAAUAGUUGGAUGCGUCCAGGGUUAAAGUCAUUCUCUAGAUUGCUCCAGGAUCAUGACGUGCGAGCAUGUAUCUCGAGCAUCACCAAGGGGUACUGGCUUGCAGAUGUGUUUGUGUCUCAGUCACCCCUCAAAUGCGGUUUUCGAAUGUUUGACUGGCGUCAAGCACAUGAAAUUAUGAAUGGAAAGCACUUGUCGCUUAACGGGGACUCUUUGACUCGUCGUUUAACAAACACUUUCGAUGUCUUGCUUUCAAGUCAGAAAGGGUUUCGCAGCAUUGCUAACAGCAAGCUGUCCACAGGAUGGCACGACCAGCUGCACAGAGAAUACAAGCAGCGCAAUAGAAGCAGCUCUCUACAUUUCUUUUGGAACGAGGGUGUGUAUGUGCACGGACCAGGGAAAUGCCAUGUGGUCCGUCGAGCGGGGGAGGCGUACACUCAGGUCAUGUUGGGUUACGGUCUGCAUCACGUGAUCGAUCACGGGUCUCGAUGCGUCGGGGAGUGUCCAGACAGAUUCGUCCUCUGCCUGCAGACUGCGGUCUGUGACUUGUGCAGUAUGGGCAAGACACCGCACGGGAUAUGGAGGACUGCGCCCUAUUCGUCUGGGAGCAACAUUGUUCCUGCUAUCAGGGCCGUAAACAACAUCGCAAAAAGUCUGCUCUUCGUGAAUGGUUCGGUGUGGGAAAGUGCCAAGAUCGCUAGCUGGAAAGCUUCUCCGAGCAUCACCUCGUUUGGGGUCUCACGGCAGACUGCUGAUCGAGCCGUAAGGGCUAUGCAAGCUUGCUGCGGCGAGAGAGGCAGGUCCAAGAGGAAGCUGAACAUCUACCUGCUGGAUCACGAGCAGCUCUUGCUCGAUCGCUCUCAGGGAAGCAACAGAAUCACUGGCGACACUGAAAAUCAUUUCGGCGAUGCUGCACGGGUGGCGGAGGUCCAGACUCUUUUAAACCUUCUGCGACUAAUAGACCUAGACGAACGAUGA